CCUUCGGCGCUCCACAAGGUCGCCGCCACUUUUCAAUCCAGCCGUCUCCCUCCUGGUCCUGGGGCUCUUCCUCCCCCCUUUCCCUCCACCCCUUCGCGCAUCCAAAACCGCACCCCCCGACGUCGACGAGCCACUCCGCUCGGCUUCAGCUCUCCUCCUCCUCCUCCUUCCUGCUGCUCCCACGCCGUAUAAAAGUGCCACGGCCAUCAGCUCACCACAACUAUCCCGGCAUCGCCAUGGCGCUCGCCCUUCGACCACCGCGCUUCCAGCCUCUCCCCGCCCCCAUUCCCGCGUCAACCGCCUCCACCACCGCUCUCGCCGCACGGCCCUCCUCCUCCGCUCACGCCAUCAUCUGCGCCGCUGCUGCUUCGCCCUUCACCGAGGCCACAUCCUCCUCGCGGUACCGCCGCGACGCCUGGUCCUACGCCGCCUCGGAUGGCGAUUCGUCGUCGUCGUCCGCUGCUGCGGCUGCGGCGGCGGCUUCUUCGGGUCGCCGGGACGACGAGAUCGCGCUGCAGCUGCCGGAGCUGAGGAGGCUGCUGGAGGCGCUGCGGGCGUCGAGAGGGAGGGGGGCGGAAGGGGAGGGCGGCGGCGGCGGGCCCGGGAGGGUGGCGCUGGUGGGGACGGGGCCCGGUGACCCGGAGCUGCUCACGCUCAAGGCGGUGCGGGCCAUCGAGGCGGCGGACUUGGUGCUCUACGACCGCCUCGUCUCCAACGACGUGCUCGAUUUGGUCGGGGAGGGCGCCAGGCUGCUCUACGUCGGCAAGACGGCCGGAUACCACAGCCGCACCCAGGAAGAGAUUCAUGAGCUGCUACUAAGCUUCGCAGAGGCUGGUGCCAAUGUGGUGCGGUUGAAAGGCGGCGACCCUCUGGUCUUUGGAAGGGGUGGAGAAGAGAUGGAUUUCCUUCAACAACAAGGAAUAAGAGUUGAAGUUAUCCCAGGAAUUACAUCAGCUUCAGGAAUUGCAGCAGAACUUGGCAUUCCACUAACCCAUAGAGGUGUUGCUACCAGUGUCAGAUUUUUAACUGGGCACUCUAGAAAUGGUGGGCCAGAUCCUCUAUAUGUGGCAGAGAAUGCAGCAGAUCCUGACACAACUUUAGUUGUGUAUAUGGGUUUGUCAACACUGCCAUCUCUUGCUCCCAAGUUGAUGAAGCAUGGUCUUCCACCGGAUACACCGGCUGUUGCAGUUGAGCGUGGCACUACCCCCCAACAACGCAUGGUAUUCGCCAUGUUAAAGGAUUUUGUGAAUGAAGUCAAGUCGGAGGAUCUAGUCUCUCCUACUCUGAUAAUUAUUGGGAAGGUGGUGGCAUUGUCACCCUUUUGGAUCGAUUCAUCCAAACAGGGUGCACAAUCCAUUGAGAAUUUGUACGCAGCCGAGACCAAAAGAUAACAGUUCCUCUAGAAUCAAAUGUCGGAGUGACCGUUGAGUAAUGUCAUACAUCAGAUAUGGACUUUCACAAGUAAGAUCUAAGCCAAUCUGAUCUGGUUUAGUUUAGGGCAUGCAAACAGAUGAUGGAAUGAACCUGGGCAGGAGAUUAUGCACAUUCCCUGAUGACAUCACAGGAAACAGAGAUUCUUAAAGAUUGAUGACAGCUUUGAACAAAGGUGGACAUGUGAUCCUCAAAUAACAGCACUGCAUUUGAACGGUGUUUGACAUAACUUAUUCACUGCUACUGCAAUUCUUCAACUCGGAGUAAUACUCCUUUACUUGGAGCUGUUCGCUACUCCCUUCCAUUUUAAGGUUGUAGCUGUUCUCUUUCGUUUUUGUUUACCCGGCAUUUUUUUGGUCAGAGGCUCUCCUGAUUCACGAAGCCUCAACAGGCAUAUGGCUGUUUUAAGUGUGUAAUCUACCAAUCGUUGUAUGUCAGCUUUUGCAUAUUCCUUCGUGGAAAACUCGAUUGUACAUUUGAUAAUUAUUUCUGAAUAAAACGUGUACACCCUUUUCCUUUU
Messenger RNA from Oryza sativa Japonica Group (Japanese rice), 1951 nucleotides. RefSeq names its product S-adenosyl-L-methionine-dependent uroporphyrinogen III methyltransferase, chloroplastic. Lineage: Eukaryota; Viridiplantae; Streptophyta; Magnoliopsida; Poales; Poaceae. Gene Ontology annotation, molecular function: uroporphyrin-III C-methyltransferase activity. Gene Ontology annotation, biological process: siroheme biosynthetic process. The record is from RefSeq and is a predicted model, not a curated record.